Pseudovirgaria hyperparasitica is the source of this 984-nucleotide messenger RNA. RefSeq names its product putative gamma-cysteine synthetase regulatory subunit. Gene Ontology annotation, cellular component: glutamate-cysteine ligase complex. Gene Ontology annotation, molecular function: enzyme regulator activity; glutamate-cysteine ligase catalytic subunit binding. Gene Ontology annotation, biological process: glutathione biosynthetic process. The record is from RefSeq and is a predicted model, not a curated record. The transcript is spliced from 2 exons. Lineage: Eukaryota; Fungi; Ascomycota; Dothideomycetes; Acrospermales; Acrospermaceae. Bases 1 to 984 code for a protein of 327 amino acids.
AUGAAGCUCGUACUUUCAACAUCAAACAUCAUGGGCAGAGGGCCCACAGUGAUGCGUCGGCCAACAAUCGAAAAGUCGAACGCAGAACUCACAAAUACUCUACGCGCGAAUUUUACUGCUCAGAAAGAACUGUAUAAGCCAGCCCAUACAAUAGACUCCCCAAACACGAACUCAGAUUUUAAAGCUUGGACGCAGCAGAUUGGUUCAACACUAUAUAUUCCGUCCCUAGAGAACACAGAGACAGGGCUGAUAGAAGAGCGCGCACAAUACGACAUUACUGUCAAGCUUUUCUUCCUUCCCAACAUACCUGCCUCAAGACGGCGUGCUCAAGCGAAAGAGGCGGUUGACUUUGUCUUGAACGCCCUGAAGGUGACUUCUAUCGACUUGCUUAUAGUGUCCUUUCCUGGUAUUGCAUUCGAUGCAGAUGAUGAAGACUCCGACUCGGACGUUGACUCCUCAGAAGAAGCUCACUCCUCGCCAGCUGACCCAGAAGACAUACCUACUAUGCUGGAAACUUGGCGGACAUUGGAAGAACUCCAUGACGUUGGGGUAAUCGGAAAGCUAGGCCUAGCAGAAUUCGGCACACAACGUUUGAACAAAUUACUGCCACAAACUCGAGUACGACCGAGUGUUAAUCAGAUUAACCUUCGCGACUGUUGCGUAGUGCCAAAGCCCCUUAUACUUUUUGCCAAAAAAGAAAAGAUCGAACUCCUGACCCACAACGAUUGUACUGACAUCUUGCCUCGAGGGACGCUGCGCGAAUUGCUUGGCUCAGGGCAGCAUGGCGUUGAAGUCUUAGCUGAUCCAAAUACAGAGGAUGCUGGCCGCCUGGAUGGUGAUGUUGAGCCCGAAUUUGUGGUCAAGUACACUGCAGUCAUCAAAGACCGGGGUGUCGUUGAGAACAAGGGAUAUUUUGCGGUUGCAGAAUUGAAAGCAAGCCCAGACAUGAACGAGAAUCCACGAAAGCGACCAUUGGAGGCAUAA